AUGUCCGAUCAAGAUUGUUCAAUUAUAUUUAAUAGUUAUAUUCAAAAAAUAAUAUUUGAUCUCUUAUUUAAUGACAAGAUAUGUAGUUAUAAAUGGAGGUUGACAUUGAAUUUAGUGUCAAAGCGUUGGUUUGACUUUAUGAGUAAUGCCAUUUCCAAUUCCAAGCGAAAGUAUAGUGCUAUAUUAUUAUUAUCAGCUCAAUCUCUAUCAUCAUCAUCAUCAUUUAUACAACAAAAUGAAUAUAAUCAACAACAACAACCAGAGCAACAUACAAAUGCAAUGAAUUCAUCUAAACAGACAAUAUGUGAUUCUAUUCAUCUAUUAGAUAAUCAAUAUUGUAUAUUGAGUCAUUGUAGAUCACUAGUUUGUAAAAUACAAAGUUUCACACCCACCACCGAAACGCUAUCGGUGUUCUCAAGAAUAUGUCAACGAUUUGAAAUCAUUCUAGACAUUCAAAUACCGUUGCACUACGACUAUAUCAUGGCACUAUUAAUAGUAAUAAAUAGACAAAAUAAAGCGAUUGGUAUCAUCGAUUACCUAAAGAACUUUAGUAAGCUCUCCGAUUUCCACGUACCAAUAAAAUACUAUUACCCACUGAACCUGUUCGAUUUGGUAGACCAGACACCGUCAGACCGUAUCAAUAGGGAGAAGCUACUUUGCAAUCGGUACUUGCAAAAGCUAGAUUGCUAUAGCGAUAGAACCAUCGAUCAAGACAUACCGCAAGACUCAUGCGAAUCACUCCGAAAGUUCCGCUAUGAAGUAGUAUUGCCACAGCAGCACACGAUCACCAAGGAACUGCAGUUUCUAUCGCACUGUAAGCAAUUGGUAAAAUUUGAAUUCUUUCUAACAGUUCCACAGAUACUACCUCCACUAUUAGAGUUUCUAAGAUCGUGUCAAACACUCCGUACUGUAAUAUUGCUAUUCGACUUUGAUGAUGCAGUAUUAAGUGCUCUUCUCUUGAAUUGUAACAUUAGGAAAAUAAUCAUUGGUAAACUCAACUAUAAAGUCGACGAUAGUUUAGAUAAUGAUAAUUAUUAUAUCGAUAAGAUCGAUAAAUAUUCAAAAGAAUAUCAAUCAUAUGUACAACCACAUAAUUCAACACUUAGGAAAUUAACAUUUAAAAUCUAUGAUCGAUAUUAUAGUAAUCAAAAUCAAAGCUACAAGAUUCACUUCAAUCCAACAAGCUAUAUAUCAAAUCUAUAUAAACUAUCAACAAAUUUAAUAACCUCUAAUAAUAAUAAUAAUAAUAAUAAUAAUAACAAUCAAAAUAAUAGCGAUUAUCAUAAUAGUUGGUUAAAAUCAUUGGGAUGUAAAGAAAAUAGAUUGGUUGAUUUAACAUUGACGAACCAUAAUAAUAAGAAAAAUAAUAUAACUAGUUGUAUUCUAUUCGAACCACUCUUUACUAUGAACGAUACUCUACGAAAGUUAAAGUUAUCACUUUCUUUCUGUGAGUCUAUUGAUGACACAUUUAAAUUUGUCAGAUUACUAGAACAAUGUCAUUCGAUUAUCAUAGUAGAUAUAGUUGCACAAAGAAAAAUUAAACUCAUCGACGGUCGUCCACCAACUAUAGUUCUGUUCAUGAACCAAUCACAAACAUUUAAACUUUCUAAAACGGUUUAUAAUAAUAUUCAACGUUAUUAUUAUGAUAGAACAAUUAGUUUUUUAAUUUAA
This is a messenger RNA of Heterostelium album PN500, 1671 nucleotides long. RefSeq lists its product as uncharacterized. Lineage: Eukaryota; Evosea; Eumycetozoa; Acytosteliales; Acytosteliaceae. The coding region runs from base 1 to 1671 and encodes 556 amino acids. The record is from RefSeq and is a predicted model, not a curated record. The transcript is spliced from 2 exons.